This is a messenger RNA of Misgurnus anguillicaudatus (oriental weatherfish), 2305 nucleotides long. RefSeq names its product RAB15, member RAS oncogene family (gene rab15). NCBI's taxonomy places the organism in Eukaryota, Metazoa, Chordata, Actinopteri, Cypriniformes, Cobitidae. The record is from RefSeq and is a predicted model, not a curated record. Gene Ontology annotation, molecular function: GTP binding; GTPase activity. Gene Ontology annotation, biological process: Rab protein signal transduction.
GUAAUCUCCACCCAUUUCAUGAGGUGUGAUGGAUGUCAGCGAAACGAAUAGGGAGCGCACACGAGCCCACCGCACCCACCAGAUCAGCGUUACUGAAUCAUUUCAACAAACAUAACAUCCCUCGCUUAUCCCAACAGUGAUACGGCCAAUCGCCAGAUAAGCGCGGACCGCUCGAUGGGAAAAUUCAGAAGAUGAUACUCUGAAGAGGGGUAAACAUGGAAACCCGACGCUGAGUUCUUUUAAUUGUGACCAUAAGACACCAUGGCCAAACAGUACGAUGUGCUGUUUAGACUUUUGCUUCUCGGAGACUCCGGUGUCGGGAAAACCUGUUUGUUAUGCAGAUUCACGGACAAUGAAUUUCAUCCCUCUCACAUUUCUACCAUCGGUGUCGAUUUCAAAAUGAAGACCUUAGAGAUUGAUGGCAUUAAAGUGCGAAUACAGAUAUGGGACACGGCAGGCCAGGAGAGAUAUCAGACCAUCACGAAACAGUACUACAGAAGAGCACAGGGCAUUUUUCUGGUGUAUGACAUCACGAGCGAGCGUUCAUUUCAGCACAUCAUGAAGUGGGCCAGUGAUGUGGAUGAGUAUGCUCCUGAGAAGGUGCAGAAGAUACUUGUUGGGAACAAGUCUGAUGAAGAACAGAAGAGACAGGUAGCUACAGAGCAGGGAGAUAAGCUUGCAAAGGCUUACGGGAUGGACUUUUUUGAGACAAGUGCCUUUACAAACCGUAACAUUACAGAGUCUUUCACCCGAUUGGCUGAAUUAGUGUUACAAGCCAAUAAGAAGGAUAUUGAUAUGUUGGGAAGCUCCAUUAAUGACGAGUUUGAUCUCACAGUUUUGGAGGAGCAGGAAGGAUUGUGCAAUGUUGGCGACAACACUCGUAAGUCGUGCUGGUGCUGAGGACUGGAAGUGGCACAGCCACUCUUUCAGUUGAUAUUUGUUGCAUUUUGAAUAUUUUUGCAUCAGCUUGUGUUUGCGCCUUUGAUGACCAAUUCAUUAUUUCAUAUGGAUUAUUAUUUAUUUUAUAGUUAAAGAAGCUCAAACAGUCUCAUCAAUCAUUUCAGUCAUAUCUUUCAGAAUCAGUUCAAUGUUUAUUUAACAGAUAUAUGGGAACAGCUUAAGUAUCAGGCAGCAUUCAAUUUUAUGGCUGGAGCACCCAUGUUAACGUGUAAUGUGUUUUUGUGUUAUGCUGUGGGACUUAAAAGGAUAGUUUGCCUAUAAAUACAAAUUGUGUGAUGAUUUACUCACCCAGUGUUGUUUCAAACCUGUAUGUCUUUGAUUCUUUGCUCGACCACACAGAAUAUUCAAGCUAAAUUAAUGUAUAUGGGGACACCUACAUUUCUGUGUGUGUGUGUGUGUGUGUGUGUGUGUGUGUGUGUGUGUGUGUGUGUGUGUGUGUGUGUGUGUGUGUGUGUGUGUGUGUGUGUGUGUGUGUGUGUGUGUCUUACGGUUUUGGAAGAAUAUGGGGAUGAGUAAAUGAUUACAGAAUUUAAAUUUUUCAGUAAAGUGUCCUUUAAAGUGAUAAUAAUAUCUAAAACUAGUGGAAAGUGUCCCUUGAAAUGUUCUUGAAUGAUGAAUUAAUGGGGUUUGACCAAACUGUUAUAAAAUAUAAAAUGCUUCUUUGGUAUAAAGGCAUUGUAAAAAAAAAACAUGCUGCUUACCAGUUUUAGUCCACUGUGAUUGUAAAUGAAUGCAAGGGGGUUUUAUUUAAAUCUGUAAAUUAUUAUCAUAUAUACAAAAAUGUUAUUUCAUCUGGUAUUUUACACCAAUCUCUUUUUCAUCAUCAAUACUCUUUGCGUUCAGAUGAUGUAGGUUGGAAAAUGUCUACAUUAUACUGUAAAUGAUUCUGGAAAUGUUGCCGUUUGACUUUCAUCAUGGCAACUGAUCAUUACCGUAGCAACACCAGAAAAAGGUUUAUAGCCUGCUUUGAUCGACGUCAUUUCCAUCCCAACUUAAGCUAAAUUUAUGCAGAACUGUUUUGAUUCCCAGCGUGGAGCAGCUACAUGAGGCCUGUGUGCUGUGCUGAAUUGACAUGGGUUGUAUUGUAAACGAUUAAAUGUAUAUUAUACUAUUGCAACAUUUAUAUGUGCAAGUGGUACUGUACUAUGUUGAUUUAAAUUAACUCUUGAAUAAUGCAAAUGUUUGCUUGUGUUAUUUUAAAACUUCAAUGAAAUGUUCAUGAACAAUUUGAUACAUUUAAAUGAGUAUGUGGUUAUUUAUAUAUAAAUAAUAUAUAUAAGGUGUAGUAGUGUGAUUCUGUCUAGGGUCCAAUAAUUAAGAAUAAACAUUUGAGUUGUUGUUCUUA